CACACGGAGAGCCGGAGAGCCGGCCUGCCAAACGCCGCGGGCAGCCUGCUCGCGACACGCACGCCCCACAGACGAGGCCGCCAUGGGCAAGGGCGCCAUGGGCAAGGGCGCCAUGGGCCGCCCCUCCCUCCACGCCCAGCACGAGCAGCUCCUGCCCACGAAACAACUACGGGCCGUAGUACUAAAAAUGCACGAGGCCUUUCCCAGGCUCUGCGCCGCGUGGAACGAGGAGAACGCCAUGCGCAAGAACUGGGCUCUACUCUUCAGUCGAUUGGACACGGACGGUUCCGGCCGCCUCGACUACUGGGAGUUCCGCAGGGCAUUAAUUGAUGUCCUCGAGAUCAGCAUCACGGAGAAGGAGGCGAAGGGCCUCUGGGCCUACGUGGACCACGACAAGAGCGGCUUGGUGUCCAUCAAGGAGUUCCAGCACGCCUGCUAUUUGUUGAUACUGGACGACUGGCCGCGCCUCGACAGGAGGACACUAACGAGGCUGUGUGGCAUUAUUAAUGACGCGGCGGUGCACGAGUACAGCAAGGAGGGCGACGGCACGUCGUCGGGCAACUGGUUCAAGAUCUUCGGCCAUUUUGAUACUGAUGAAAGCGGGAGACUUGGAUGGGAAGAACUGGAGCAGGUUUCGAGGAGGAGGGACCCCGGCCUGAACCUGAGCGAGGAGAAAAUUACAUUAAAUGAGUUGCGAGGUCUCUGGCGAGCGAUAGACAUCGACUGCAGCGGCGACGUCACGGUCGACGAGUUCAUGCACUUCAUGAAGAAGAACGCGACGCAGCAGCUCCACGCCCAGUGGCGCAAGGAACCUGUUGCAAAGAAGGAAGAGGAGGAGUCGAGGCAAGAUAAAAUAAAGAGGCUGGCAGAAGCUUUAAAUAGGAACAGGAAACCCCGGAAGCCGCGCAAGAAGCCCGAUUAUCUGGUGAACUCGAAAUUCGCCAAACAGUUGCAAGUAGCGCAGUGGCGGAAGCGAGACACGGAGCGGAAGAUCCGCGCGACGCUGGAGGCUCGAUCGGCCGAAGCCGAGAGGGACUUUGUGACGCGCUUCGUCCAGCCGCCGUCCUUGAAAGAGGAGGCUCGGAGAGCCGUGAUCUUGGAUGAGCUCUCGAAACCGCUAGCGGUCGAUGUGGAUCACUUCCAGGAGUACGAACGAAGUUCUUCGAUCAUCGACGAAGUGGAAUUGAGUGAAGCCUCAAGACAUGCCACGGCCAUCAAGAUGCUCGAGGCGAAAGUAAAAAGGCGGGAGCAAUCACUGUUAUAUAAACGUAGAUUGGAUCACGUCGCCGACUGGCUCAAGAAACCGGAUCAUGAACGAGGACCCUUGACACAGCCACCUGUCUCACCAACGGAGACGCUGGACCUCAUGAAGGCGUCGGUCAAUGAUCUACGGGAGAAGAUGUCGACGUAUAGUGCGGGGCGCUUCGGGAGAGGUGCUAGAACGGCCGACUGGACGCGCAAGGACUUCGGCGUGGGCGUCGCCUACCGGUCGCCUGAAAGGCGCUCGACGAAGCGGCUGUCGCCCUACGCGUGAGUAAGCUAUGACUCUUGCGUGCGGG
This is a messenger RNA of Pelagomonas calceolata, 1559 nucleotides long. NCBI's taxonomy places the organism in Eukaryota, Pelagophyceae, Pelagomonadales, Pelagomonadaceae. The record is from the annotation of a GenBank genome assembly.